CUCACCUGUGGGCGCAGCUCCCUCACCUGGCCCAGGUGACGCUGGGGGGAGCCAGGAAGGAGGAAGCAGCCGCAGCAGCAGGGAGCCCUGGCCAGUGUGCACAGGCCGGAGGGGGCCAGGCCAGGCCAGGAUCAUGUCAGCCUCCGCGGUCUUUGUCCUGGACCUCAAAGGCAAGCCGCUGAUCAGCCGGAACUACAAGGGGGACGUGAGCAUGGCAGAGAUCGAUCACUUCAUGCCGCUGCUGAUGCAGAAGGAGGAGGAGGGGGCCCUGACGCCCCUGCUGACCCACGGCAAAGUCCAUUUCCUCUGGAUCAAGCACACCAACCUGUACCUGGUGGCCACCACCAUGAAGAAUGCCAACGCCUCGCUGGUCUACUCCUUCCUCUACAAGGUGGUGGAGGUCUUCUCCGAGUACUUUAAGGAGCUGGAGGAGGAGAGCAUCCGAGACAACUUCGUCGUCAUCUACGAGCUGCUGGAUGAGCUGAUGGAUUUCGGGUUCCCCCAGACGACCGACAGCAAAAUCCUGCAGGAGUACAUCACCCAGCAAGGCAACAAGCUGGAGACUGGCAAGUCCCACGUGCCCCCCACCGUCACCAACGCCGUGUCCUGGCGCUCCGAGGGCAUCAAGUACAAGAAGAACGAGGUUUUCAUCGACGUCAUCGAGUCCGUGAACCUGCUGGUGAACACCAACGGCAGCGUCCUGCUCAGCGAGAUCGUGGGCAGCAUCAAGCUGAAGGUGUUUCUCUCCGGCAUGCCCGAGCUGCGGCUGGGCCUCAACGACCGCAUGCUCUUCGAGCUGACCGGGCGUGGCAAGAACAAGUCGGUGGAACUGGAGGACGUCAAGUUCCACCAGUGCGUGCGGCUCUCGCGCUUCGAGAACGACCGCACCAUCUCCUUCAUCCCGCCCGACGGAGACUUCGAACUCAUGUCCUACCGGCUCAACACGCAGGUGAAGCCCCUCAUCUGGAUCGAGUCGGUCAUCGAGAAGUUCUCCCACAGCCGCGUGGAGAUCAUGGUGAAGGCAAAGGGCCAGUUCAAGAAGCAGUCGGUGGCCAACAGUGUGGAGAUCUCGGUCCCCGUCCCCAGCGACGCCGACUCCCCCAAGUUCAAGACCAGCGUUGGCAGCGCCAAGUACGUGCCUGAGAAGAACAUCGUCAUCUGGAGCAUCAAGUCGUUUCCGGGUGGGAAAGAGUUCCUGAUGCGGGCCCACUUCGGGCUGCCCAGCGUGGAGAAGGAGGAGGUGGAGGGGCGGCCGCCCAUCGCUGUCCGCUUCGAGAUCCCCUACUUCACCGUCUCAGGAAUCCAGGUGCGCUACAUGAAGAUCAUCGAGAAGAGCGGGUACCAGGCGCUGCCCUGGGUGCGAUACAUCACCCAGAGCGGGGAUUACCAGCUCCGGACCCAGUAGGCGCCCGCUGGGCAGCGAGGGAUCCUGCCGCCCCCGCGCUCGAAGGAGGCUGCGGCCCCCGGACCGUGACGAGCCCCCGGUGACUCGAGAGGCCCUUUGAAGAGAAUUUUGUUUGUGUGCGUUUCCCCCGGGCCGCUGCCCUCUGGCCGGCCCCAGGCCUGGUCCUGUCUCCCAACGUCUCUCUCGCUGUAUAAAGAGAAAACGAACCUCGCUCGGCUCUGAGGAUGGUUUUGGGGCCAGCGGCCGGGGGGCUGGAAGGCGCUGCUGGUACCUGGGCGGGGCUUGCAGAGGGCCACGUUCAGUGCCGUCCGUGGGGCUGCGUGUGCGUCCCUGAGCACGGGCUUGGGCCCCACCAGGAUCCCAAGGGAGGACGACAGGGCCUGAGAGCUGGGAUGGGAUCUACACCCACCUGCUUCAGGGCAUGAGCCAAUGGGCCAGGAGGGCCCCGUGGGGCCGGGGAAUCGCUGCCCUGCAGGGCGCCGGGUCCCUCCCUCUGAGGCAGG
Messenger RNA from Mauremys mutica (yellowpond turtle), 1908 nucleotides. RefSeq names its product adaptor related protein complex 1 subunit mu 2 (gene AP1M2). Lineage: Eukaryota; Metazoa; Chordata; Testudines; Geoemydidae. Gene Ontology annotation, biological process: intracellular protein transport; vesicle-mediated transport. The transcript is spliced from 12 exons. Gene Ontology annotation, cellular component: clathrin-coated vesicle; clathrin adaptor complex. The coding region runs from base 134 to 1405 and encodes 423 amino acids. The record is from RefSeq and is a predicted model, not a curated record. Gene Ontology annotation, molecular function: clathrin-cargo adaptor activity.